AUGAGUGAUAAGAAAAAUAAUAACAUACCAUAAAAUAACAAUCAGGCAGAGGAUCCCAAUUAUGCAUUGCAAAUGUAGAUUAUUGCAUUUUAAGAUUAAACCAUCAAUAAUUUAAAAAAUAUUAUCAUUGAAAAAGAUUCUGAGCUUUAAAAAAAAAAUCAAGAAAAUGCCUAAUUGAGACAACAGAUUCAAAUGAUCGAGAAAUAGCAAUCGCAAUAAUAAAUGUCUCAUUAGUAGGAAAAUUCAAAUAUUUUAAAUUUAUAAUCUCAAUAUCAGAAAACAUUGGAUGAGCUCAAGAAAUUGAAAGUGAUUUUCAAUUAGAACUCUAAUCCUGAUAUAGUCAUGGAAUCACUUGAAAUCAAAGAAUAAUUAGUCUUAAUUUAGCAAUAAAAAAAUAAACUUGAAAUUGAAUUAAAAGAAGCAUAAACGAGACUCAUCCAAUCUCAAGGCAUCAUUUAAGAACUCUAGAGAGAAAAUUACCAAUUAAAAUCAUUUUCAAUGCCCUCAUUUUCUAAUCAGCCCCCAAUGCAAUAGGCAUCUAUUAGUUAGAGUUAAUUCUUAUAAUAACAAUACCCAUCAAACAACUAAAGUUAAAAUAACGAGGAACUUUAAAGGAAUCAAAGAAAACUUCAGCUAAAAAAUGAAUUAAGAUAAAUUCCCUCUUAAGGUAGAACAUAAGCAUAAUAAAGAAGAAUUCAAUAAAUUGAGGAUGAAUUAAAUUACUUAGAAUAAUUUUGA
This is a messenger RNA of Paramecium tetraurelia, 738 nucleotides long. RefSeq lists its product as uncharacterized. The transcript is spliced from 5 exons. The record is from RefSeq and is a predicted model, not a curated record. NCBI's taxonomy places the organism in Eukaryota, Ciliophora, Oligohymenophorea, Peniculida, Parameciidae.